Molecule: messenger RNA, 597 nt
Organism: Tuber melanosporum (Perigord truffle)
Lineage: Eukaryota; Fungi; Ascomycota; Pezizomycetes; Pezizales; Tuberaceae
Exons: 3
Coding region: 94-597 (167 amino acids)
Biological process (GO): UDP-N-acetylglucosamine biosynthetic process
Cellular component (GO): Golgi apparatus; endoplasmic reticulum-Golgi intermediate compartment; endoplasmic reticulum
Molecular function (GO): glucosamine 6-phosphate N-acetyltransferase activity; monosaccharide binding
Source: RefSeq, a predicted model, not a curated record
CCUACUCAUCUCCAUCACACUUGCUGUACAAAAGGGAAAAAAAAGACAAGACCAAACAAAUUUCCCAUUCUAUAUACCUCUCUUAAAAAAGCAAUGGCAACACCUCUUUUCUCCAAGGAUCUCAUCUCUCCAUCCGUAACGUCAGAACUACCAAAAGGCUACAAUCUCCGUCCACUUCAAAAGUCCGAUCAUGCAGAAUUCCUCUCUGUCCUGACGGUUCUCACAAAGGUCGGCGAUAUAUCCCUCGAGACAUGGUCAGCUCGCUACGACUGGAUGGCAGCUAGAAACGAUGAGUAUUUCAUCGUCGUUAUAGAGAAUGAACUGGGAAAGGUCGUUGCCGUAGGAAGCUUAAUUAUCGAGAAGAAAUUUAUUAGGAAUUGUGCUGCUGUAGGCCAUAUUGAAGACAUUGCCGUUGCGGCUGACCAGCAAGGGAAGAAGCUCGGGUUGAGAAUUAUUCAAGCAUUAGAUGCUAUUGCUCAACAGGUUGGCUGUUACAAAUCUAUCCUUGAUUGCUCAGAAAAAAAUCAGGGUUUCUAUGAGAAAUGUGGUUUCAAGCUCGCGGGGGUCCAGAUGGCGCACUACUAUGAAGGCAAAUAA